AUGGUGCAAGAAACAGUAGUAGUCAUUGUAGGUGCGGGUCCUGCUGGUCUAGCAACCGCUGCUUGUCUCAAUCGUCUCAACGUCCCAAACAUAGUUUUAGAGAGAGAAAAUUGCUGUGCUUCUCUCUGGAAAAAAAGGUCUUAUGAUCGGUUAAAACUUCAUCUUGCAAAAGGGUUUUGUCAACUUCCAUAUAUGUCCUUCCCUUCUGAUGCACCUACAUUUAUCCCAAAGAGUGGUUUCAUCCAAUACUUAGACAACUAUGUAUCCACUUUUAAUGUGUAUCCAUUGUACCAUUGGAACGUUGAGGCUGCAUCAUUCGAUGGGGUUGUGGCAAAAUGGCGCGUCGUGGCGAAAAAUUUGUUUUCGAAUGAAGCUGAAGAAUAUGUGGCUAAGUUUCUUGUGGUCGCGACAGGUGAAAAUAGUGAAGGUUUUAUUCCAAAGGUGCCGGGGUUAGAAAGCUUUAGAGGGGAGGCUAUGCAUUCUAGUCAAUAUGAGAAUGGAAAGAGGUUUUGUAACAAAGAUUGCUUGGUUGUUGGUUGUGGGAAUUCUGGAAUGGAGAUUGCCUAUGAUUUGUCAAACUCGGGUGCUAGGACCUCCAUUGUUGCUCGUAGUCCUGUGCAUGUGCUUUCAAAGGAAAUGGUGCAUCUGGGAAUGUUUUUGUUAAAAUUCAUUCCCUGUAAUCUAGUGGACAACAUUGUUAGAAUGCUUGGCAAAUUCAGGUAUGGAGAUCUUGCUGAUUAUGGGCUUCAAAGGCCAACUAAAGGACCAUUCUAUCUUAAAAGGACAACUGGUCGAUCUCCAGUUAUCGAUGUUGGCACCGUAGACAAGAUUAAGAUUGGAGAUAUUCAGGUUUUUCCAUCUAUAACAAAGUUCCAAGGUGAUAACGUUGAAUUUACAAAUGGUGAGAUCAAGCAACUCGAUGCCAUCGUCUUUGCUACUGGCUACAAGAGCACAGCUAGGAAAUGGCUCCAGGAUGGUGCAGACCUUUUUAAUGAGGAUGGCAAGCCCAAACGAGGAUUCCCGGAUCAUUGGAAAGGAAAAAAUGGGCUAUACUGUGCAGGAUUUUCAAGGGCGGGAUUGUUCGGAAUCUCAAAUGAUGCAGAGAAUAUAGCCAAGGAUAUCGACAUAACUUUGAAUCGAAACUGCCAAGUAUAUGAAUGUUGA
Messenger RNA from Ilex paraguariensis (yerba mate), 1164 nucleotides. NCBI's taxonomy places the organism in Eukaryota, Viridiplantae, Streptophyta, Magnoliopsida, Aquifoliales, Aquifoliaceae. The record is from the annotation of a GenBank genome assembly.